Molecule: messenger RNA, 2213 nt
Organism: Helicoverpa armigera (cotton bollworm)
Lineage: Eukaryota; Metazoa; Arthropoda; Insecta; Lepidoptera; Noctuidae
Product: KAT8 regulatory NSL complex subunit 3
Source: RefSeq, a predicted model, not a curated record
CAACUGUCAAAGUGAAUCUGACGAGAUUGUCAAUAUUGUUAUUCUGUCAAUUCUUUCUUUUCUUUCGGUACCGCACAAUUUAUUUUCUAUUCGACAGAGUAAUUUCUUUGUAUUUUUAUGCUGUGAUGGGAAUAAGACUUAAUUAUAUAUGUCUAGACUAUCUUAUGUUUAACAGUUUAGGUUUUCUUUACAGUAGUAAAACUCAAAAUCUAUGAAGAACUGUGAAAGCGGGGGAAGCUUGCUUAGAACUACUGAAACGCCGCUUGCGAAAGCAAUUAAAAUUUCGUAUUACCCCGAACUCUCCUAGAAAAAGUUUAUUACUUAAAAGAAUCAAUCGUAAAUAAAUGCAAGGGCAAAGAGACAAGGGCGAAGUGCACGCUUGCUGGUGAUAAGUGAAGUUUGAGGCACGUGCCGAGUGCAGGUCGUGUGUCGGGAGCGCCGCCUCGCGGCUCGGCUCGAUGGUGAUGGCCACGGGCAGCGUGUGUCAGCCGGCCGCCGGCGACCUGUCGCAUGAGGCGGGUGAAGCGAGCGACGACGCGAGUGAAGCGGCUGCCCUGCACGAGCGCCUCGUCGCGUAUGUGCACGCGCUCGCCGGCGGCCCCGAGCCGCGCUCCGGCGUGUGGGUGGAGCACUCGUACGCGCGCGCGCGGGGCGCCGCCGCCGCCGCGCACGUGCGCGUGCUGCUGGCGCCGCGCCUGCCGCCCGACGGCGCCCUCGACGUCACGGCGCUCGAGCCCGCGCCGCCGCCGCCGCCGCACGCCGAGCCGCCGGCCCCGGACGACUCCGACGGCGACGAGGACUGCGGCGCGGGCUGCGGCGCGGCGCCUGCGCGGCGCCGCGGCCGCCGCGUGCGUGGCGGCGCGCCGGCCUGCGCCGGCGCCUGGCUGCACGCCACGCUGCUGAGCGCGCCGCGCGCCCGGCGGCUGUACGAGGAGGCGGCGGCGGAGCUGCGUCGCAUGGCGCCGCGCGUGGCGGAGCGCGCGAUGGGCGCGGGGAGGCGGCGGCGCGCUGGCGGCGGUGGGGCGGCCGGUGCGGCGGCGGGGCCGUGGCUGGUGUGGGUGGGGAGCGGGCGGGCGCGCGCGGACGAGCGCUGGACGCGGCGGCUGGGCGCGCUGGUGCACGUGCGGGUGCUGGAGGCGGGCGCGGCGGCGGCGGCGCCGGACGCGUGGUGCGCGGCGGCGGCGGGGGGGGUUCGCGCCGCGCUCGCCGACGUGCUGCAGGAGGCCGGAGACCGUGCGGUGGUGCUGGGCGGCUUCGGCGCCGGCGCGGCGCUGUGCACGGCGCUGGCGGGCUGCGGCGGCGCGCGGCUGCGGGGGCUGCUGCUGCUGGCGCCGCCGCUGCUGACGGCCGAGGGCGCGCGCGAGCAGCCCGACGACCCGCUGCGCGAGCUGGCGCCGCCUGUGCUGCUGGUGGUGGGCUCCCGCGCCGCCACGUGCUGGCGCGGCGCGCGCGCGGCGGCGCGGUCGGCGCGGCGGCGCGUGCUGGAGCUGCGCGGCGCGGACGCGGCGCUGCGCCUGCCGCGCGCGCGGCGGCGGCGGCGCGUGCCGCAGAGCGCGCUGGACGCGGCGGUGGCGGACGAGCGCGCGCUGGCUGCUGGACGGCGCGCGGCGCGGAGGCGGAGGCGGCGGAGGCGCGAGGCGCGGGAGGCGCGCGAGGAGUCGCCGCCGCGCGCGCGGCGCCGGCGCCCCGAGCGCGAGCAGCUGCCCGACGACCACGAGGAGUUCGCGCACCUGCCGCCCACUGCCCUGGCGCCUCCCGCCGCCCUUACGCCGCCCGCUGCUCCUGCGCCGGCCCCGCCUGGGAGCGAGGAGGGUCGCGUGGUGUCGCGCGGGCCGGCGGGCACGCCGCUGGCGCUGCUGCCGCCGCGCCGCGCCGCGCUGGCCGCCGCCGACAUCCUGCGCCUGCCCAUCGUGUUCGCGGACGACGCGGCGCCCGAGCCCGCGCCCGGCGUGACCGUGACGGCGGGCCGCGCGCACCCCUACUCGCGCGUCAUCGUGGCCUCGCGCGCCCCCGCCCGCCCCGCGCCCCACCCUGCGCCCCACCCGCCCCGCGCCGCGCCCCGCCCGCCCCGUGUUGCUGCGCCGCGGCCUGCGCCUCGUGCCGCGCGCCGACCCGCCGCUCUAGUGCGCUGUCGCCGCUCUAGUGCGCUGUCGCCGCUCCACUUCCUCAAAUAUUUUGAUUAUUGUUAAUAAAGUUAGUUAUUAAGUCUCCCA